CAUGAAACAUUUUACACCCCUCCCAGUUUGGAAACUAUUGUCCUUGAAUAUUUUGAAAAACACAAAUUCAUACGUACCUACACGUUGCAGAUUGUGGAGACGCGGCAACAGCAGCACAUCAUGUCUGAGAAGGAGAUCAUGGGCGAGGCAAAUUGCGAGUUCAUCGUCAAGUUGUUCAAGACUUUCAAAGACCGCAAAUACCUGUACAUGCUCAUGGAGGCAUGCCUUGGAGGCGAAUUAUGGACUAUCCUCAGAGACAAGGGUCACUUUGAUGACUCCACCACACGCUUCUACACAGCCUGUGUUGUGGAGGCGUUCGACUACCUGCACAGUCGCAACAUCAUUUACAGAGACCUCAAGCCAGAGAACCUUCUGCUUGAUGUGAAUGGAUAUGUCAAACUGGUUGAUUUUGGAUUUGCAAAGAAACUGCAGGUACAGUAAUUUUGUUGUCUCC
Molecule: messenger RNA, 454 nt
Organism: Zootermopsis nevadensis
Lineage: Eukaryota; Metazoa; Arthropoda; Insecta; Blattodea; Termopsidae
Source: RefSeq, a predicted model, not a curated record